GUCCACCACACCACCGCCGCCGCAACAGCCACCACCAGCAACACACAGCAGCCAAGCGAAGAUGUCGGGUCGCGGCAAGGGAGGGAAGGGGCUGGGCAAGGGCGGUGCCAAGCGCCACCGAAAGGUGCUACGUGACAACAUCCAGGGCAUCACCAAGCCGGCGAUACGCCGUCUGGCUCGGAGGGGCGGCGUGAAGCGCAUCUCGGGGCUCAUCUACGAGGAGACCCGCGGCGUGCUCAAGAUCUUCCUCGAGAACGUCAUCCGCGACGCCGUCACCUACACCGAGCACGCUCGCCGCAAGACCGUCACCGCCAUGGACGUCGUCUACGCCCUCAAGCGACAGGGACGCACCCUCUACGGAUUCGGCGGCUAGGCCCCGCGAAUCGAGCCCACGCCAACAGAUUAGUUGCUGUAGCUAGCUAUGGUUGUGUAGUGUUCAUGGUCUUUGAUGUGGUGGCCGCAUCUCGCUGCUUUGAUGUGAUUUUUGUCAGAUGUUACUAAUUUCAGAUUGGUCUCUCGCUCUGUAAUUUGUCGCCUCCUCAAAUCAGUCGUGUUGGCUUCAGUGAUUCUAGCCAUCCCUGCA
Messenger RNA from Triticum aestivum (bread wheat), 583 nucleotides. RefSeq names its product histone H4. The record is from RefSeq and is a predicted model, not a curated record. NCBI's taxonomy places the organism in Eukaryota, Viridiplantae, Streptophyta, Magnoliopsida, Poales, Poaceae. Gene Ontology annotation, molecular function: DNA binding; structural constituent of chromatin; protein heterodimerization activity. The transcript has a single exon. Bases 62 to 373 code for a protein of 103 amino acids. Gene Ontology annotation, cellular component: nucleosome.